AAAUUUUAGGUCAGUCACGUGAGAAUGUGAAUGUAAAUGAGCUGUUUGCCUGAUUCAUUACGGCAAAAUUUAUUAGCACCAGGUUGAUUUGACACAGUGAGCAUCAAGUAAGGAAAAAAGAGAUUUUAAUACCAAUUGAAGGUCAAAUGGAAAAUAGUGACGAUGUGAACAUUGCCACCGAGAAGGGGCCUUUUUCAGUUUUAACUUCAAUCCAAGAAACAUUUCUGUCCUCACCUUUCAACGUAUUUCUAACCCUUGUUUGUGCUUUCCUCAUCUAUCGUUUAUGGAGAAGUACUUCACCCCAGGAUCGAGAUAAUUCAGAUGUUAUCAAAGUACCUGAACCUUUAAAGAAACAUGACAUGGACUUAGAGGAAUUGAAAAAUUACGAUGGCCAUGGACCUGAUAGAAGAGUGUGUAUAGCAAUCAAUGGUUUGGUUUUUGAUUGCUCAAAGAACCAGUUAUACCAUCCUGGUGGACCUUAUUCAUCAUUUGCUGGUCGCGAUGCUACUCGUGGAUUAGCUAAAUUUAAGGUGGACGAAGUGUCAGAAGAAUGGGAUGACCAUACUGACCUGACACCCUCUGAAAUUUCCAGUGUUCAAGAAUGGGAAAUGCAAUUCCGUGAACGUUAUGAGAUUGUUGGUAAAUUGGUUAAAGACUUAAGUGUGACUGAGAAAAAGGAUGAACUUAAUGAAGAGAAGGAUAAAUCAGAAGAUGGAGAUGAUAUUAAGACUGUGGAAAAAUCUGAGGAGAAAUCUGAAGAUAAAUCAGACAAUAAGGAAAGCGACGGACAGUCAAGUGAAAGUUAAAACAUUAAAUGUUUAAAGCAUUCUCAAUUCUGUUACUUAUGCUAAAACUUUUCUCUUCCAUCUUCAUCUGCAGCUUUGUCUCCUACUUUCUACAAUGAUAUACUGUCAAUGUUCACAAUUAAAAACAAUUAUUUUGUACCAAUUGAGCUAAUUUGUUCCACUAAUGUUGUGAAAAAAUAGGA
Molecule: messenger RNA, 988 nt
Organism: Tetranychus urticae (two-spotted spider mite)
Lineage: Eukaryota; Metazoa; Arthropoda; Arachnida; Trombidiformes; Tetranychidae
Product: membrane-associated progesterone receptor component 1
Cellular component (GO): endomembrane system; endoplasmic reticulum; membrane
Source: RefSeq, a predicted model, not a curated record